Molecule: messenger RNA, 1608 nt
Organism: Phytophthora sojae
Lineage: Eukaryota; Oomycota; Peronosporomycetes; Peronosporales; Peronosporaceae
Exons: 3
Coding region: 1-1608 (535 amino acids)
Molecular function (GO): ATP binding; protein binding; ATP hydrolysis activity
Source: RefSeq, a predicted model, not a curated record
AUGAGCUCGUUGAUGCAACUCAAGGCGCAGAACGAGAGUCGACUAGCGGAAGAGAAGCAGCUGAUUGAUCGCCGGCGCAACGUUCUGGUGAUGAUGCUGCAGCACUGCACGGAGAACGGGUAUCUACAGACGGCCGAGAAGCUCCAGCAAGAGGCGGGCGUCGCCCUCUCCAAGUUUGAAGUCGUCGAGAACCUCGACUUGCUGCGUAUCGUACAAGAGUACGAAGACUUCCAGGAGAUCAAGUUCGGCAAACGCCCCAAACUGGUUCGUCGGUUGUCGCCCGAUGGGCAGGACAGAGCUCGGUCUGCGAACGACAAGAAGGCCACAGCAGCGGCCAAGAGAGCUCGCCGCAACGACUACACGUCUCCGCACAUGCCGACAGAGGCUCGAGUCGAGAACAAUGUUGCUAUGCGGACGAUCCACAACAACGCUAGCCACGCAGCAACACAAGCUGUAUCUGCUAGAUCGAGUAAGGAUGCGAGUCCACCGCCAGAAGAUGACUCGGCAGUAGACCUCGGACUCGUCGGUCAGAAGCCGGCCCAAGCACAGGCUCGGAAUGGUAAGGCCGGCGUCGCCAAGAAAGCUCAACCAGCAGAUGGCCAACAGCAGGAAGAGAGCAUCGAAGAGCGCCUUCUAAAGCCACUGCCGUCAUUUGCUCACGACUUGGAGCUUCGACCUCUGGCGGAGACCAUCACGCGCGAGAUCUUCCAGAAGAACCCCGACGUCCGAUGGGACGACGUCAUCGGCCUGCACGAGACCAAGCGCUUGCUGAAAGAAGCAAUCGUGAUGCCGCUCAAGUACCCGCAGCUCUUCCAAGGGCUACUCUCUCCAUGGACCGGCAUCUUGCUCUUUGGCCCACCCGGAAACGGCAAGACGAUGCUGGCCAAGGCCGUCGCGACGGAAUGCCGCACCACCUUCUUCAACAUCUCGGCUUCGUCCAUUGUGAGCAAGUACCGCGGCGACUCGGAGAAGCUCAUCCGCAUGCUGUUCGAGCUGGCGCGGCACCAUGCACCAUCCACGAUCUUCCUGGACGAGAUCGACUCCAUCAUGGGCCAGCGCGACAGCGGCGGCGGCGGCCAGGAGCACGAGGCCAGUCGCCGCAUGAAGACUGAGCUGCUGAUCCAGAUGGACGGCCUGGCCAAGACUGACGACGUCGUGUUCGUGCUAGCGGCCAGCAACCUGCCGUGGGAUCUGGACGCGGCCAUGCUGCGGCGGCUCGAGAAGCGCGUGCUCGUGGAUCUGCCGUCGGCCGACGCGCGCCAGGCGCUCUUCGCCUCGUUGCUGGAGCCCUACACGCCCAGCGACUUCGACUUCAACGAGGCCGUCCAGCUGACCGACGGCUACUCUGGAGCGGACAUUAAGCUGGUGGCGAAAGAGGCCUGCAUGGCUCCAGUGCGCCGUCUCAUGGACAAGCUCGAGACCUCGGUCGCCCUGCCCGCUGCCGGCAGCUGCAACCAGGGCCGAGACGCGUCUCCGGCGGAUUGGAGAGAGAUGCUGGGCCACGUGCAGCCCGAGGACGUGCUGGCCGCGCUGCAGAAGACCAAGCCGUCGGCGCAGCAGCUGCUGCGCAGGUAUCAGCAGUGGCAGGCCCGGUUCGGCUCCAUGUAG